This is a messenger RNA of Procambarus clarkii (red swamp crayfish), 2181 nucleotides long. The record is from RefSeq and is a predicted model, not a curated record. NCBI's taxonomy places the organism in Eukaryota, Metazoa, Arthropoda, Malacostraca, Decapoda, Cambaridae.
AUGGCAUUCAUUGAGGAAUCUGACCAUUUUGAUCCAGACCUCCUUCGUGUAACAUUGCAUCCCACACUCAUCGUAGCAUCCCACACUCAUCACAGCAUCCCAAACUCUCUCAUCGUAGCAUCCCACACUCAUCACAGCAUCCCACACUCAUCACAGCAUCCCACACUCAUCGCAGCAUCCCACUCCAUCGCAGCAUCCCUCACUCAUCGCAGCAUCCCAUACUCAUCGCAGCAUCCCACACUUAUCGCAGCAUCCCAUACUCAUCACAGCAUCCCACACUCAUCACACCAUCCCACUCUCAUCACAGCAUCCCUAACUCAUCGCAGCAUCCCAUACUCAUCGCAGCAUCCCACACUCAUCGCAGCAUCCCACUCCUUCGAAGCAUCCCACACUCAUCACAGCAUCCCACUCCAUCGCAGCAUCUCACACUCAUCACAGCAUCCCUCACUCAUCGCAGCAUCCCACACUCAUCGCAGCAUCCCACACUCAUCACAGCAUCCCACACUCAUCACAGCAUCCCACACUCAUCACAGCAUCCCACACUCAUCACAGCAUCCCACACUCAUCACAGCAUCCCUCACUCAUCGCAGCAUCCCACACUCAUCACAGCAUCCCACACUCAUCGCAGCAUCUCACUCAUCGCAGCAUCCCACUCUUCGCAGCAUCCCACUCAUCGCAGCAUCCCACACUAAUCACAGCAUCCAAUUCAUCACAGCAUCCCACACUCAUCGCAGCAUCCCACUCCAUCGCAGCAUCCCACUCCAUCGCAGCAUUCUUCACUCAUCACAGCAUCCCACACUCAUCGCAGCAUCCCACUCCAUCGAAGCAUCCCUCACUCAUCACAGCAUCCCACACUCAUCACAGCAUCCCACACUCAUCACAGCAUCCCUCACUCAUCGCAGCAUCCCACACUCAUCGCAGCAUCCCACACUCAUCGCAGCAUCCCACACUCAUCGCAGCAUCCCACUCAUCGCAGCAUCCCACUCCAUCGCAGCAUCCCUCGCUCAUCACAGCAUCCCACACUCAUCACAGCAUCCCUCACUCAUCACAGCAUCCCACACUCAUCGCAGCAUCCCACACUCAUCGCAGCAUCCCACACUCAUUGCAGCAUCCCUCACUCAUCACAGCAUCCCUCACUCAUCACAGCAUCCCACACUCAUCACAGCAUCCCACACUCAUCACAGCAUCCCACACUCAUCACCGCAUCCCACACUCAUCACAGCAUCCCACACUCAUCACAGCAUCCCUCACUCAUCACAGCAUCCCACACUCGUCACAGCAUCCCACACUCGUCACAUCAUCCCACACUCAUCACAGCAUCCCACACUCAUCACAUCAUCCCUCGCUCAUCACAGCAUCCCACACUCAUCACAGCAUCCCACACUCAUCACAGCAUCCCACACUCAUCACAGCAUCCCUCACUCAUCACAGCAUCCCUCACUCAUCACAGCAUCCCUCACUCAUCACAACAUCCCACACUCAUCGCAGCAUCCCACACUCAUCACAGCAUCCCACACUCAUCACAGCAUCACACACUCAUCACAGGAUCACACUCAUCACAGCAUCCCACACUCAUCACAGCAUCCCUCGCUCAUCACAGCAUCCCUCACUCAUCACAGCAUCCCUCACUCAUCACCGCAUCCCACACUCAUCACCGCAUCCCACACUCAUCACAGCAUCCCACACUCAUCACAGCAUCCCUCACUCAUCACAGCAUCCCACACUCGUCACAGCAUCCCACACUCGUCACAGCAUCCCACACUCGUCACAGCAUCCCACACUCGUCACAGCAUCCCACACUCGUCACAGCAUCCCACACUCGUCACAGCAUCCCACACUCGUCACAGCAUCCCUCACUCGUCACAGCAUCCCUCACUCAUCACAGCAUCCCUCGCUCAUCACAGCAUCCCUCGCUCAUCACAGCAUCCCUCGCUCAUCACAGCAUCCCUCGCUCAUCACAGCAUCCCACACUCAUCACAGCAUCCCUCACUCAUCACAGCAUCCCCCACUCAUCGCAGCAUCCCACACUCAUCACAGCAUCCCACACUCAUCACAGCAUCCCACACUCAUCACAGCAUCCCACACUCAUCACAGCAUCCCACACUCAUCACAGCAUCCCACACUCAUCACAGCAUCCCUCACUCAUCACAGCAUCCAACACUCGUGUGCUGUACUUCAUGA